AUGGAGCUUGAGACCUCUCACCAUCCUUUUCCUCCUCGAGAUGGCAAGCCUUUCUCGCCUUCUCCCUUCGCGGCCUCCCGCCCUUCUUCCUCUUGUUCCUCGUCCCUCUCUUCUUCCUCUCCUGCCUCUGACGCAGUGUCUCUCUCUCAGCUCCACAGACUCCUUGAAAGCGUCCGCGCCUCCAAGGUUGCAGCGCAGGAGCGCGCAGGCCGGACGCUUCGGCAGGGUGGGAAGCGCCUGGCGGAAUUGCACGCGGUUUUCCUGCACGAAAAAGGGGAACUGUGUCGCCUGCGACGUCUCCACGCGACUUUGUCCCAGCAAAUCCUCGGCGACACUGCUUCCCGAAAUGAAGAAUCGCGCGAGGACGGGCACGGGGGAGAUGAGAAAGACGAGAAAGAACAACGCGAUGGGGACCGCAACAAAGCCAAGACGGGCGAAAGCAGUGCAGAGGCGUCUGCUUCAUCUCACGAGGCAGGCCGAGAAGCGAAGGCGAAGACGAGACCAAAGAGUUUCAGGGAGCGAGUGAAUUUCCGGCUGCAGGCGGAGGCGGAUUUGCAGGAAAGAGUCGAAGCCCUGUGCGAGGCCAGGGAAAGCGUGAAGAGCCUCCUCCGUCGGCAGAGGCUGCUCGACGAGUGCCGAGCUCUUCUCUGCGAAGCCACGCGCCAGGCCAACCGGGAAACCAUGCCAUACCAAUGCCCCGAUGCCCCCAAAACGCCCGACUGUCUAGACACCGGACGGCGUGUCCAGGUCCGGUCUCGGCGGAGAAGCGGCAAGUUGUUUCGUGAAGCCGCGCAGAGACUCCGAGAGUUUGGCAAGCUCUGGAACGAAAAACAGAUGGGGGAGGCGCCUCCUCUGGACGCGCACUUUCCGCGGAGCCUGCGUCGAACUCGGGCAGAAGAGGAUACAGCGGCGCUCGGCGCAGAGGCGGAAGAGCCAAACCCGCUCAGCUCGGACGACGCGCAUGCGCAGUUGCAGGAGGGACAACUGCGCCUUUUCGCGCAACUCCGCGAGGCUCUAGUCGCAGCCCUGGACGCACGUUUCGCGCACUACGUCCGCAUCGAGAGGCAGAGACUUCAACUUUUCCAAGAGAGCGCCCGACGCAAAUCAGGUGCCCAGGCUGCGUGCUCCCACGCAAGAAGUCUCGCGGUUCGAGCGCCUCACGAGGACGCGCAGCAGGCGUGGGAGGCAGCGGCCGAGUUUCGCGGGGCCAGCGAGCGUGCGCCGCUAUCAUCGCGAGACGGUGAGAAGACAGAGACAGAGAGGGAACCCUACGGAGGAGACAAUCUCGAGAGUGGGGAGGAGACAGGUGAAGAGACAGGCCGAGCGGAAGACGAGACAGAGACGCUGGACGAACUCUGGAGCGCCUUCGAGAGUUUGGGGCUUCUCGAACGCCGGGUGGCCUUCUUUAGUCGACAGAUUCAACAGGAGCUACUGCGCCCUCUGCUGGAAGUGACCGCAGGCGAUCUGAGAGACACGGGCGACAAUCCUCACGCUCCUUCACCGACGCUGCGACUCGCCGUUGACCUAGAAACGGACGCGGCUCCCACAGAAGGUGCCUCGUCCUACUCGUCUUCCUCUUCGUCUUUCUCUUCCGUCUCUUCCGCCACCUUCGCCACGGGCGAACCCGCAGCGGAGACAGCCGACGCUUGCGAAAAACGAACCACGACUCGCGGUUCGCUUCUCACCUGGAGGUGGAUCAGCGUCUCUCCGUCUCCUUCCUCGUCUCCCUCUCCUUCCUCGUCCGCCUCUUCUUCCUCGCCCGCCUCUCCGUCCUCGCCCGCCUCUUCUUCCGCGACUUUUACAUCGUUUUCCUCUUCUUUUUCCGUCUCUUCUGGUGUUGUGUCUGGAUCGAGAGGCCUGGACCGAUUUCGAUUUUUCUGUGAGGCCACGGAGAGCCUUCUGGCCCUGGUGAAGUCUCGCGUGCUCGUGCGUCGCCGCUCGCUGCUUUCCCUUUUCAUCCGCGUGGCGUUUUCUCGCUCGUUCCUCGAUUCGCUCCUUUCGCGUGUUUUGCCCGCCGUGCCACACACCGCGCACCAUCUCCAUCUUGACUCCAAACGGCAACCAGCAGAGCGUCCAUACACCACACGCAAACUCACACGCCAGCCCUCGUCGCUCCUCGCUUCUUCCUCUUCCUCCUCUUCGUCUUCUUGUUCUUCCCCUCCGGGUUCCCCAUUUCGUCUUUCUUGUAAUCCCUCCACUGACGAUCUCGUUGACGCCUAUGUGUCGCGCGCGCUCCUCUGCGUCGAGGAAGGCGAUGGUGAGAUAGCGAGGCAGAAGGCGAGCAGAGACAAAACGCGUGCGCCUCCUCUUAGCUCCUCGGCUGCUCUCCCCAGCGCCGAGGCGGCGUCCCUCGCUUCUUCCCUCUCGCCGCUGCGCACGAGGCAAGACACACAACACUCUUCUUUUUUUUCUCGCCAACCAGGCGAGAGAGACGGCGACCUUCGCACCGUGUCUGUCGAAGACGCUUGCCUCGCUGCGUCUCUCCUCUUCCGUCUCGAGCAUCUAUUCUCGCGUAUGCUUCGCCAUCACCUCCCGUCCGCGUCGUCCUCUUCUUCCUCGGAGUCUCUCUCUUUUGCGUCUUCCCUGAGAGAGACGAGGGCGGAGAAGGCGAGCGAGAGAGUGGCGACGAGCAGUGGGAACGCACCUGCGUGUCCAUUGUCUUCUCGUUCGUCUUCGUCUUUCCCGUUUUCUUUUUCCAGCGACGCCGCCUCUCGCUCGGCCUCUUCGACUUCCACGGCGCCCUGGGCGGUGACGCACUUUCGCGCGGCGAUCGCGAGUCGUCUCGAGAGUCUCCUUUUGUCUCUGCGUGGUGCCUCGCUGUUGCGCGCGCGGACUGCGUUGGUGCUCUUCGCUGCCACGGACGCAGCGUCCGCGCACCAGAUUCUUCUUGAACUGGGGGAAAAAGACAGACCUCUCCCCUGGUUGGUUCCCGUCUCGGAUGCGUCCGAAAUAUGGGGACUCCCAUCGCUUUUGCCUUGUCUCCACACCCACUUUUCUUCGCCACUGUCUCCUACUUCGCAUUCCGCGUCGUCGCAUUCUUCUUCGUCGUCCGGGGUGUUUGGCGAGUCCAGAUGCCUCUCCGACAGAGAGCGCUUGCGCGUCUACGAGGACCAGAUUUUCAGUCGCGCGAUCGCGGCGAACCUCUCCGGGGGACACCUCCGUCUCGCGCCUUUCCGAGUCACGGCGGGAACUCACUCCCUCGUUGCCCGCCUGCUUGGAGCCCUUGCGGCGGCCACGCAGAGCAUCCGCACUGCAUGCGCACUGCAUGCAGAGUGCACGCGGGCCGCAGGCGAUGCUGCAGAACCGCGAGACACCGACAAGCGUCGGGCCAGCUCUGGAGCGUCCACGAUCCCCGGAGACCGAGCCGCGCCCUUGCCGUUUCCCGGCAAAGACGAAAGGAGCGAAAACCUUGCCAACAUACGCAGAGACAAGGGUGGAGGUACUUGGCUUCAGAACUCUCGGGCGAGGCGGCGAUGCGAGACCCUCGUGUGGGAGGAAAUGCGACUGAGAGAGGCUGCGCGUCAGCGGCUGGUCGAGCUUCGAGAUCUGUGUUUGUUGUUUCUGACAGUUCGCUGUGGAGGCGCGGCACGGGUGACGGCGAGUUGCGAUCCAACUGCAUGCGCGGAGCUGUAUGUGGACUGUGAGUAUGUUUACCAGCAUCUUCUCCGUCUCCCUCUCUCCUUCGGGGUACUCGCGGCUUCCUCGUUGCCGUCGCCGUGCUCCGGGUCACGUGGAGACAGAGACGGAGAGGCAGAGGAAGCGCUUUGCGAGCGGGACAGCGGCAAACCAACGGACCGAUCCAGCGCUCGAGGGACAGAGCGAGACCGCGAAGAGGCCUGUUGUGGAUUGGGGUCUGCUCUGCCUCUUGCAGCUCUCAAAGAGCUGUUCGCUUUCAACCUUUCUUUUCCGUUGUCUUUCCUGUCUCCAAAUGCCUCGUCGCUUCGCUCCAAUCUCGGCGGAGUCGCUCCUUCGCUUCCGUCUCCUCGCCCUUCUUCGUGGUUUCCGCGGUCGGAAUCGACGCCGUGGGGCGACAGCGAGGAGGACCGUUCGGCGACGAGUCAGGACAACAUGUCUCUCUUUUUAAUUGAAACAAUGGGAAGCCUCAAGCAAGUCCAGGAGACCGUUUACGUCGAGAUGCUCAAGGCGGAGCAGACGCGUUACAGAGAGUGCGCGGCGCGUCUCCUCUCGUCCCUCGUUGGGGGGUUGCCGGCGCCAGGGCGUUUCGCCGCCGCCGAAGAAGAAAGGUUCGAGGAAAGUGGAAAACAUCGAGAACUCGCGCGGCAGGACGAGCUCGGCGACGUCGUUGUGGAAAACGUCUCCUGGAGAGAAGAAACAGACGAUUCCGAAGAAGACCAGGGAGGCAGCGACGCAGACGCAUUCUUUCGUCGCAGCUGGAAGACCUAUCUGGAAACAGCAGAUGCAAAUCGAUUGGAAAACGUGCGCGACGGUGCGCCAGGCAGAGGACCAUUUUCAAACCUCACAGAGGAGACCCUAGGGGAUUGUGAAGUGAAUCUAGUCCAAGCCGAAUCAAUCGUCACAGAGGCAACACAACGUCUCAAGCAAACUGCGAAACGCUGGCUGCACAUCCUUCCUCUUCAGGUGUAUGUUGAGUCUGUCGCGCUCUUGGCCGACGCCUGUCUGAAGGAGUUUUUUCUCAUUUUUCAUCGUCUUCUUCCUCGCUCGUCUCUCGCUCCUUCGCCCGGACCCCCGUCGCGCUCGUCCUCGGCCCCGCAGGAACGGACUCGAGCCGUAGCGGCUCUCAUCUCCUUCAUCCUUUCUGAAAUAAAGACAAUCUUCCUGCUUCAUCUAGACAGUCCAGAGGCCUCGUCGCCUCUGCCGCCUUGUCCGUCUUCUGACGCGUCGCUGAUGAGGCAGAUCGAGGCGGGGGUGGGAGUUUUGACGGAGCCCGCGCGAGACGUGCCGAUCCGCGUGGAGUUUCUGCUGGAGUAUGUCGAGAUUUUGGAGGCGACGAAGGCCGUUUUGGAAGCCGAGGAGGACGGCCUUCUGCAGCAAGUCUGGGACCACUACGGCGCGCUUUUGAAGCAGAGACUCGGCCUCGAAGGCGUUGACAAAAUCCUCGCUUCAGGCCUCUGUCUCCUCGCCCUCAGCGACACAGACACCGCCAGCGAGGCGUUGCGACAGCACGCAAACGACUUCGGCAGAAUGCUGCUGCACAGCGUCUAG
Messenger RNA from Neospora caninum, 5184 nucleotides. RefSeq names its product putative elongation factor Tu GTP binding domain-containing protein. The record is from RefSeq and is a predicted model, not a curated record. Lineage: Eukaryota; Apicomplexa; Conoidasida; Eucoccidiorida; Sarcocystidae. The transcript is spliced from 2 exons. Bases 1 to 5184 code for a protein of 1727 amino acids.